Molecule: messenger RNA, 651 nt
Organism: Salvelinus fontinalis (brook trout)
Lineage: Eukaryota; Metazoa; Chordata; Actinopteri; Salmoniformes; Salmonidae
Product: nanos homolog 3-like
Exons: 2
Coding region: 1-651 (216 amino acids)
Biological process (GO): negative regulation of translation; oogenesis
Cellular component (GO): perinuclear region of cytoplasm
Molecular function (GO): zinc ion binding; mRNA binding
Source: RefSeq, a predicted model, not a curated record
AUGAACGCUAUGAUUUGUCAACUCAUAGACCUACCGCCUUACACGGAGUCCGAAAACAAGAGUUUCGAACCGUGGCGGGACUACUUGAAGCUGGCUGACCUAGUGCGGGAGAUGAAGUUAGGAAACUUCACCAAAGAACCGUCAACCGUUGAGGGUCAUGACUCUGGCGUAUGCUCGACCAUGGUGGAAUUUGAAGAGUUUCGGCCGCGAGCCUUGCUGUCACCGAUAACACCUGUGGCGACACCACCCCUAUGGCACGAAAUGGAACCCCUGGAUUCAGAAAUCGACCUCUUGCACGAAGACGCUCCUUUAUGGCCGAGCAGCACCGAGGGUCCCGAGCCCCCUACAGCAGCGUCCAGAUCCCCCGCUGGCACCUGGGGCCAGAGUGGGAGAAACACACCGGAGGAGGUGCCAUCACCUGAGCGCAAGUUCUGCGGCUUCUGCAAAUACAACGGGGAGUCUGAGUCUGUGUAUGGGUCCCACAGCCUCAAGGACCAGGAUGGGAACAUGAUGUGCCCGUACCUGCGGCUGUAUGACUGCCCUCUCUGCGGGGCCACCGGGGCCCAAGCCGCCAACAGGCACCAUUGUCCCCUGGUCGAAACCACCUACAGCUCUGUCUAUGUCACGUCCAUUGGUGUUCGGGUCGUCUGA